Molecule: messenger RNA, 1763 nt
Organism: Salvia splendens (bonfire salvia)
Lineage: Eukaryota; Viridiplantae; Streptophyta; Magnoliopsida; Lamiales; Lamiaceae
Exons: 4
Coding region: 230-1396 (388 amino acids)
Source: RefSeq, a predicted model, not a curated record
AUUUAGCUUCAAUUCACCCCCUUUCGCUCAGGAUACGUCAAUCUCCUCUCACCGAUCCCUAAUAGGUAAUUAAAAAUCCCUAUUGCUUGUUGUGAUACAAAAGAUUCUUCUUUUUUACUUCAGCAAUCCACGAAACUCUUCUAUUUGUGGAAAAUUGCAGUUGUUCCCUUUCCGUUUUUCCUAAAUUGUUCCAAAUUGGAUAACGGAUUUCUACUGAAAGAGAAAUAAGAUGAGCAGUGGUGGUGCUAGCCACAGAGCUAAGGCUCAUAGCAUCUCCGGUUGGACUGAUUUUGACCUUAAUCAAAGAAGGAAGCAGCAAGGUGCUGCCGACAAUCAUGAUUCCAAUCCUUAUCCUUCCUUAUCAGCCCUAACCGCACCAAGAAAAAACGAAUCCCUUUUAGCUAAGCCCUUUUCAUCCGUGCUUGCCCCUUCAAUUGCUUUUCCUUCCUUGAAAGAUGUUAAGAGUAGCAACUUUCCAGCCACCACUUCUACAGCUGAGACCGCUGCCACAGCUAAGUUAGCUUAUGGAAAGCUAAAAGAUCACCACCCUUGGACAGAUGAAAGCUUGAUUCAGGAUGUUUUGGCUGGUGUAAACGACAAUGUAGAUGAGGCUUUGUCUUUACUAGAAGCAAUGGUCAUCACUGAUCAUCAUCAAGUUGACAAGAAGGAAGAAGUUGAGUCAAGCUGCAAUAAUUUUGACUCUGCAGCUGGAAAUCACAAACAAUCUGUGGAUGAGGGAUCUUCAUUACAGUUACUGGAUAUUAUCAAGUCUUUACCCGUUGAACCCGAGCCUGAGUGGGGAGAGGAUGAUGUCUAUCUGAUUUACCGGAAAGAUGCAAUAAGGAUGAUGAGAUCAGCAUCUCGUCAUUCAAAGUCUGCUAAUGAUGCAUACCUAAGGGGUGACCAUGCAGCCGCUCACCAUUUCUCAGUUAAAGCUCAACAGGAAUGGGCUGCUGCUGAGAGGCUCAAUGCUAAGGCAGCCAAAGAAAUUCUGGAUUUGAGGAAUUGUAAAAGUGAUCCAUGGACAUUAGAUUUACAUGGUCUUCAUGCCGCAGAAGCAGUUAAAGCAUUGCAUGAACAUUUAAUGACUGUUGAAACCCUACUUUCACCGCACUGUUUAGAAGCACAUCCAGGAAUCCUAAAGAAAUCCAGCGUGUCAGUUGCUGCAUCUGCACAAUCAUCUGUUCAGCUUGAGAUGGAGAAGUUUGGGAGACGGCACCCAACUUCUAGGCAGAGGAUUACAUUGUUACAAGUUAUAACAGGAAAGGGUAAUCAUAGCCGGGGAUCAGCUGCACUCCCAUCAGCUGUCAGAAACUUUCUCAGUGAGAAAGGGUAUAGUUUCGAUGAGACUAGGCCUGGGGUUAUAAUGGUACGACCCAAGUUUCGGUUGCGAUGAACCAUUGGUGUCCCAUUUGAAAAAGAAUAAACCAUGCUACAAUGAGCUGGUGGUAUGUGAAUAUAUAUUGAUUAUUAUGCAAUCUUAUAGCUCCUAUGUUGGGGUUGACUGAACUACCAUAGGGAAAUUCAUUGCCGAAAGCUGCUGUUGUCAAUGGAGGCACAUGUAACAAACAUACAAUAUUUAUGGUGUGAAUUAGUGUUAGCUGAGAUAGUAGUGUGCAUUAUAGUUGGUCAUGUUUAGUUAGCUAUCUACUCUUACAGAUAUAUCAUGAGUUAGUGGUUUAAACAUAGAAUUACUGUACAUGUACUAUAAGGUUAGCAUUUCAGAACCGGAUUUAGUUUUAUGACUCAAUAGCCAUGAAUCA